CAACUUAAUGUCUUAUGAUGCUACCUGAUGAGCCUCAGAUGAACAGUCUGGGCGGUUUAUGACUGGAUGCUUCUCCAUGUCACCCCAUGAUAUAGCGAGACGCAUGCGCUGAGUCUGGAAACAUGACGCAGCCGUCUAAUGAUGCAAUGAACAUCAUCACAAUUGAUGAGGCAACGAACAGGCGUGAGGGGUCAGCGUGGCCCUCAAUCCUUGCCUCUGCUUACAUCUUUCCGCUACUUACAGCUUUGCUUUCGGUCUGUCAUAUACACACCCUGCCGGUCUUUCCCACCAAGUUGAACCUUGGACGUUUCUUUUCGUAUCUUUCCGAGUUCUCUCACCCACAUUCACUCAACGUUUCACUCAUGGUGUCUCUACGCCCAUCACUCCUUGACUCCGGCCUGACCAUGGUCUGGCCCCUAUUUCCUAGUGUCCCAGUGUCCUGUCCAUAAAAGCCAGUUAUCGAGGGCCAUAAUUUUGCCUUGUCAAGCAUGCAAGCCUU
This is a messenger RNA of Aspergillus fijiensis CBS 313.89, 499 nucleotides long. RefSeq lists its product as uncharacterized. The record is from RefSeq and is a predicted model, not a curated record. The coding region runs from base 123 to 449 and encodes 108 amino acids. The transcript has a single exon. NCBI's taxonomy places the organism in Eukaryota, Fungi, Ascomycota, Eurotiomycetes, Eurotiales, Aspergillaceae.